Molecule: messenger RNA, 2006 nt
Organism: Nerophis lumbriciformis (worm pipefish)
Lineage: Eukaryota; Metazoa; Chordata; Actinopteri; Syngnathiformes; Syngnathidae
Gene: gss
Product: glutathione synthetase
Biological process (GO): glutathione biosynthetic process
Cellular component (GO): cytosol
Molecular function (GO): glutathione synthase activity; ATP binding; glutathione binding
Source: RefSeq, a predicted model, not a curated record
AUGCCUCGCUUGUCGUUUACUGGCGACUCGGACGUAGACACAACGCCACACCUGCACCGGGAAAGAAUGGCCGAGGGGAUACCAAAGGAGGUAUUGAUGAACACAACCCUCAUCAAUAAAUUGGCAGAAGUGGCUAAAGAUGCAGCACUCCUCCAUGGUGUCAUCAUGAGGGCCAACGAGUCCCCCAAUUCAUCAGAGCUGGUGACGUACGCUCCCCUCACACUCUUCCCCACGCCUGUGCCCAAAGCCAUUUUCCUGCAAGCUAAGGCGGUGCAAACUCUUUACAACACGCUGGUGGAUAAGAUCAGCCAGGAUCCUGACUUCCUGCAAGACAGUCUAGCGAGUACCAUUGCUGUCGAUGAUUUCACUGCACGGCUGUUCAAAAUCCACCAGCAGAUCCUUCAGGAAGGAAGAUCGCAGUCCAUUGUGUUGGGUCUGAAUCGAUCCGACUACAUGUUGGACCAGAGGGAGGACGGUUCCACGUCUCUGAAGCAGAUCGAGAUCAACACAAUCUCCGCUAGUUUUGGAGGCCUCGCCUCACAUAUGCAUGAUGUGCACCGACACACCCUGAAGGUGGCUGGACGACAGGGGGAGAGCCAACGCAUCUUAGACAACAACCCUGCGGUGGGUCUGGCUCAUGGUAUCGCUAAGGCCUGGGAGCUUUAUGGAUCAGAUCGAGCAGUUGUCAUGUUCUUGGUGGAGACCAAGCAGCAGAACAUCUUCGAUCAAAGAUUUAUAGAGAUCGAGUUGUGGAAAAGGAAUAUUCCCACUUUCAGAAAGCGUUUUGAAGAUGUUUCACAAUCUGGAAAACUUGACAAGGAUAAGAAACUGUUUGUUGAUGGUCAGGAGGUCGCAUUGGUGUACUUCAGGAAUGGCUACAUGCCUCAACACUACACGUCUGAACAGACAUGGGAGGCUCGCUUGAUGGUUGAGCGCUCCUUGGCGGUGAAGUGUCCAGAUAUCAACACCCACCUUGCUGGGACGAAGAAGGUCCAGCAGGUGCUCGCCAAAUCUGGAGUUCUGGAACGGUUCUUUCCCGAUCAGCCGCAAACUGUGGAGCAACUCAGGGCUACCUUUGCUGGCCUUUAUAGUCUUGACAUGGGACCAGAGGGUGACAAAACGGUGGAGAUGGCUCUGGCGACACCAGACAGGUUUGUCCUGAAACCCCAGCGAGAAGGAGGAGGGAACAACAUUUACGGAGAAGAGAUCUGCGAAGUUCUGCACAGAGUGAAGGGCAAUUCUGAGAGGACAGCCUACAUUCUGAUGGACAAAAUCCAUCCUAAACCGAUGCAGAACUACCUGCUGAGAAGAAACUCUCCCCUCACAAUCAGCAGCUGUCUCAGUGAAUUGGGCUUCUUUGGAGUCUAUGUCAGGCAGGGUAAGGACAUGGUGAUGAACGACUGUGUGGGACAUCUGCUGAGGACCAAGAGUUCAGAGCAUUCAGAUGGUGGCGUUAAUGCAGGUGUUGCUGUGUUGGACAACCCUCUGCUCUACUGAGAAGGUGCAUCUUUACCUGUGUGGACUUUCACGACACCAUUCUUAUUUCACUACCUCAUGCAAAGGGAGCAAUGUAAGCAACAUUAACAUCAGACCAGUCAUUUUAAAAAGGGCAAUUUUUGGUUUUUGGUACAGAAAAACUAUUUUGAAUGCAAAUCAUGAAUAUGUUCUGUCUCAAAUGAUAAUAAUACCUAUAAUCAUAGUAAAAGCUUUACGGUUGAAAAGUAAACGAUAUUGCUAAGUUGCAACCACGUGUCUUCGGGCUGCAGCCAUCAAUUAUUUUAGUGAUCUAUCCAGUAAUCGAUCUUGUUCGAUGUAUUGAUUAUUUCGAGGGAACAUACUUUAUAGACUCAAUGCUAGAGAUGUCCGAUAAUAUUUAUCGGCCGAUAAAUGCUUUAAAAUGUAAUAUCGGAAAUGAUCGGUAUCGUGGAAUUAACACAUUAUUAUGCCUAAUUUGGACAACCAGGUAUGGUGAAGAUGAGGUCCUUUUUAAAAAAUGAAAUAAAAUA